Messenger RNA from Didymosphaeria variabile, 1239 nucleotides. RefSeq lists its product as uncharacterized. The transcript has 3 exons. Lineage: Eukaryota; Fungi; Ascomycota; Dothideomycetes; Pleosporales; Didymosphaeriaceae. Bases 1 to 1239 code for a protein of 412 amino acids. The record is from RefSeq and is a predicted model, not a curated record.
AUGUUCUUGCGCGGUGACGAUCUCGGCUCUACCACGCCAGAUGAACACCAGACCUUCCGCGUCCUUGAUGACGGCUCCAAGCUACCCCUACCACCUACUCUUGAUCCCAUAGUCGUCGCGCAAAAGUCGCGUUCGAAGAAAGAAAAGGAGCAGCCCGAUGUUUCGAAAUUCACGCCCUUCCAGAAAAAGCUGCGGGAAAAUCCGUACGCCCACGCCCUCGCCUCGCCCGUCCGCAUCGACCGCUCCCUCUCCACUAUCCUCCCCUCCGACCUCCUCAUAACUCUCCAUCUAAAACCGCACGCGACCACCGGUGAACCCUGGCUCCUCCCCCUCGGUAUUUCCUCCUCUAAAGUCCUCAAGCAUCAUGGUCCGCCCUUCCGCUUCCUUGCACACAGACAAAACGUCCAAUAUUUCACGACCAAGAAAGAUGUGUGGAGGAAAGCACUUACCGCGCGGCAUGUGUCACAUUUGGGGACGAAGGGGUUGAGACAGUUGGUAUGGAGGAAAGAUAUGCCUGCAUUAUUGCUGGAGUUGUUGCAGAAAAGGGUGGUGGACAAGUUGGCAUGGUGGUAUAAAUGGCGGGGACGCCUUGUCCCUAUUCCCUCUCCUUCUCCCUCAGACCUGGACGAAGUAGAGGAGGUCUCGUGCGUACUGUUCUACGGCAGCUUGAAGACACGCGCAGACGAGAUACAGGCGGAGGUCAGUGCCAUCGUGGCCGAAGCGGAUAAGUGGAGUGUGUAUUUCCGCUCUGGGUACGGCUCGUACUUCGAUCCGCAUGUGAAACCCAAGGAUGGGAUGGCGAAAGCAACGCACAACCCACCGACGUGGUACGAGCCGCUAGUCCCUCGCCUCGCGGCGCGGGCGCAGUUCCCGCCGCUGGAGUUUGAGACGACGAAAUGGAGGGGGAGGAAAGUUGCGCUGUAUAGCUUGACGGAUAUGUUGGGUGAAGAAAGGGCAAGGCACUUGGUGGCGGGGACGGAAUAUGAGGGGGAUAGAUGCUGGGUGAUGAAGCGGGCUCGGCACAAUGUGCCUGCGGAGUUGCUGCUUAUGCAAUUACAAAGCUAUCUCGCGGAGCCGGGGCCGUUGUGGGAGCCGCAGAAGAAGAUACUUGUGGAGUCCGUAAGCAGUCCUCUAGGUUCGCAACAGAACGAAAAGACACCCGAAAAGGCGCCCACCAAGCGUUCAUCGAAGCUGGAUCAAUUCUUUGAAGUGGUUACUGAGAGGUAUUCAAAGUUGUAG